Molecule: messenger RNA, 1590 nt
Organism: Ananas comosus (pineapple)
Lineage: Eukaryota; Viridiplantae; Streptophyta; Magnoliopsida; Poales; Bromeliaceae
Exons: 3
Coding region: 560-1027 (155 amino acids)
Source: RefSeq, a predicted model, not a curated record
UAUGAAUCUGUAUAAAUUUAAAAUUUUAUUUUAAAUAUAAAAAAAAGAACGCCUUUCCCUCCAAGUUAUUUUCCCACUUUAUUUAUCAGUGUGCUAGCAACCAGUGGUUUUGCCCAGUGGGAACGAUUAUUGGUUGUACGGAGUUUUAAUAUUUAAAUAUAAUUAUUUUUUGGUAGAUCACUGUAUCAUCUAUAUAAUUUUGCCUCAGUCACAGGCUUUUUACAAGUUAUUAUAACUAAUCAAUUUUGAUCCAAAAUGACAAUUUUUAAUUGAUAAUUUAAUAACUCUACAGACGAAAUAAUUGUUAUAUUAAAAAUUUUGUAUAUUUUGUUCAUACUUAUUCUACUAUUAAUAUAGUAUAUACCUGUUAAACCGUGUUGAUUCUCAUUUAAGUUCUACCGAUAAUAAUAAAAAAAAAAAAUAGUAUACUUUUCUUUUUUAGUAAUCAACACCAUCAUCCUUAUCCUAUAAAUAACGCCCACAUCCGAAACUUUCGACCCUUCUACAUUUCUCUCUCUGGUUCUCUCUCUUUCUCUCUUUCCCCUUCCUAGCCCUUUCCAUGGCGCGGCUCCUCUCCCAAUCCCUAAUCCGCGGCUCCCAAACCCUAAUCCGAGCCCCCUCCGCCCCCGCCCCCGCGUCCCUCGUCGGCUUCCGCCGCCGCUCGAGCCUCUCCGAUAGGGUGGAGCUCAUCGAGGUGGAGGUGGGGGCGGAGGCGGAGGAGGUCGAGGUGCUCGGGAUGCGGCGCCUCGAGGACGCGAUCCACGCCAUCGUCGUGCGGCGAUCCGCCCCCGAUUGGCUCCCCUUCGUCCCCGGCGCCUCCUACUGGGUCCCGGCGCGGCGCCGCCCCUCGGGGAUCGCGGAGCUCGUGAGCAGGCUCGCCAACCCCAUGACGGAGGAGGAGUCGCUCUCCUUCACCACCGUGCGGGGAUGGCCCUCCUCCGCUUACUUCGUCGAAGGUGGGCCCCCGCAUCCUGUGAAGAGGAGGUCAAAGAAGGCUUCAGCCCAGACUGAUGAUGAAGAAAGUUGAGGGGUUGCUUGCUUAAUAUGGAGCUCUCUAUCACCGAGCAGCGUGGAAAUGCUAAAAUCUUCGUGCGAAUGACAUUCCAUUUGUACAGAGGGUGAGGGGCUCUCAGUGUUACCAGCAUAUCCUUCUCUCUUCAAGCUUCACCGCCGAGAAAAAAUAAAAACCCGGGGGAAUUUAAAAAAAAAGAAUGUUGUAGCUUCAUUGUACUAGAUCCUUCCCUUGAUCCCUGUUGUAAUGUAAUCAUCUCAUAAUGGAUCCAAUAUGUGAUAUACAAACUGAUGACCAGUAGUAGCAAUGAACGAACUCCGACUUUGUCUUUUGGAAAAAAGCAUAAGACAUGCACAUAAAUAAAUAGAUCAUUAAAAGCAACAAAUACCGGUGAAUUUGUGAUGCUUGUAUGGCCCUCUUUAUGCUAGUGUUAUUGUUGGUCAUUCAUGCUGGAUUGGAAUUUUGAAGUUUUUGUUAGUUGGGGGAGGGUAAUGCGAAGCAUGAUAGGGCAGGGUGUACGUAAAAUACUGAAUGUUGCAGAGCUAUCUGAAGUGCAGUGCAUAUAGUGCAUUUUGAUA